UAGGCCUGAACCCUGUUGCCCAGCAACCUUACCUAAGCAAUAUGGGGCUCCAGUCGUCCACCAGGCAAACCCUCGGUGGACUGACGGAAUGAGUUGGGGGCUCUGAGUAUUGAGAGAUCCCAGGAGGUACACUCCCCACCCCCAUGGAUGUGGCUAUGCCCAGAGACUGGCAGUACCUAAGGGUGGGGUGAUAAUUGUUUCUACUCGUACCUGAAGGACUCUUGUCCAAGAAGCAUGAAUUCCUAGCAUUCCCUGUGGCGGGACAGGACGGGAAGACGGGGGGUAGGGGAGAGGUACAAGCCCCACCUAGGGCAGUGGCCACAACACUGAGGGGCAGACAGAGCCAGGAGCCUGGGAAGGAAGCAGGAUGGCAGCAGGGGCAGCGGCAGGAGCCUGGGUGCUGGUCCUCAGUCUGUGGGGUGAGCCACUCCCCUCACACCAAUCCUCCCCACAGAAAGCACUUCAUCCUCCUCCCCACAUCUGCCCAGAACUUUUCCUGGAACCCGGGCACUGCUUUUCAAGCUCCCUCACCCAUCUUGUCCUAGUUUUGUUAGCUCUCCCUUUCCCACCUACCCCUCCACCAUUGUACUGUCUCCCAGGGGCAGUAGGAGGCGACCGAAACAUCACAGCCCGGAUUGGGAAGCCACUGGUGCUGAACUGUAGGGGAGCCCCCAAGAAACCACCCCAGCAGCUGGAAUGGAAACUGAACACAGGUCGGACAGAAGCUUGGAAGGUCCUGUCUCCUCAGGGAGGCUCCUGGGACAGCGUAGCUCGAGUGCUCCCCAACGGCUCCCUCCUCCUGCCGGCAGUAGGGGUCCAGGAUGAGGGGACUUUCCGGUGCCGGGCAACAAGCAGGAAGGGAAAGGAGACGAGGUCUGCCUACCAAGUCCGAGUCUACCAGACUCCUGAGAAGCCAGAAAUUAUCAAUCCUGCCUCUGAACUCAUGGCUGGUGUACCCAAUAAGGUAGUGGGAGAAAGAGGGGAAGUAGAAAGCAGUCCUGAGGAGAGGAAGGGGGUGGGGACAUGUGUGUCUGAGGGGGGCUAUCCUGCAGGGACUCUUAACUGGCACUCAAACGGGAAACCUCUCAUACCUGACGGCAAAGGAACGUCUGUGCAGGAAGAGACCAGAAGACAUCCUAAGACAGGGCUUUUCACACUCCAGUCAGAGCUGACGGUGAUCCCAGCCCAGGGAGGAGCUCCCCACCCCACCUUCUCCUGUAGCUUCCGCCCUGGACUUCCCCGGCGUCGAGCCCUACACACAGCCCCCAUCCAGCUCACAGUCUGGGAGCCUGUGCCUCCGGAGGUCCAAGUGAUGGUACAGCCAGAAGAUGGAAAAGUAGUUCUUGGUGGUACCCUGACCCUGACCUGUGAAACCCCUGCCCAGUCCUCCCUUCAAAUCCACUGGAUCAAGGAUGGCAUACCCCUGCACAUUCCCCCCACACCUGUGCUGCUCUUCCAUAAGGUGAAGCUUGAGGACCAGGGAACCUACAGCUGUGUGGCCACCCAUCCCAGCCAUGAGCCCCAGGAAAGCCCUGCUGUCCAUGUCAUCAUCGGUGAGACCUCUCUCCAAACCCCAGGGAUCCUGGGGCUGGGCUCUGUGGAAGGGCAGGGACUGGGAACUGUAGCCCUGGCCCUGGGGAUCCUGGGAGGCCUGGGGAUAGCCGCCCUGCUCAUUGGGGCCAUCAUGUGGCGAAGACAGCGACACCGAAGAGAGGAGAGGAAGGCCCCAGAAAACCAGGAGGAAGAGGAGGAGCGUGCAGAGCUGAAUCAGUCAGAGGAGCCAGAGGCAGCUGAGAGCAGUGCAACAGGGCCUUGAGGGGUGCACAGCUAGACCCCAACCGUCAGCCCCCUUUUCUCUUCCCCCUGCUCUGUUCUGGCUCCAGAGCAGUUCUCCCCUGCAUAACCUGUACCCCACCUCACCAAGCUUGCUUCCACAAGCAGAGCCUCCCAUAGUGAUAAGUAAACACCUUACCCAUUUGCUCUCGUGCA
This is a messenger RNA of Ailuropoda melanoleuca (giant panda), 1989 nucleotides long. RefSeq names its product advanced glycosylation end-product specific receptor (gene AGER). Gene Ontology annotation, cellular component: plasma membrane. The record is from RefSeq and is a predicted model, not a curated record. Gene Ontology annotation, molecular function: laminin receptor activity; signaling receptor activity. The transcript has 9 exons. NCBI's taxonomy places the organism in Eukaryota, Metazoa, Chordata, Mammalia, Carnivora, Ursidae. Bases 368 to 1816 code for a protein of 482 amino acids. Gene Ontology annotation, biological process: regulation of p38MAPK cascade; regulation of inflammatory response.